GAAUCCAAAGAUUAUAAAACAACAGCUUCUAUCAUAUUUACUAAACACAAACAGACAAAAAAAAAUGGUGAACAAACCCAAGACCGAGGACGAAAAGGCCCUCAAGAAGACGCCCAACGCCGAGCUGGUCCCUAGGACGUCCGAAUCCAGGCUCAAGUACCCAGGCCAUCCCAGCAACAACCACGUCGAGCGAUACACCCGGGUGGAUGCGACCACGAAAGCGCGGCAGAUGUACCAACACGACCCCCAAUCGAACUCCCAUUUGUACUGCUACUCCUACGACUCCCGAGACGACCCCACCUUCAACAAUCAAUACAACGAAAAGGACGGCAAGGGGUGUGUGGUCCAACGGAAGGCGGCCUUCUACACCUCCUCGACCCCCCACCACCGGAGCCAUCGGUCCAACCACGAGGCGAGGGUGGAGGAGAUCCUCCCCAACGGGAACGCGGGCAGCCCCAACGCAAUCGCCCGGCAGCCCAUUGUGGAGGAGCCCGGCGAGGCCCCACGCGCCCGCCGCGAGGUCGCCAGGCGCAAUCCCGAGCCCCCGAUCUUCCAAGCCGGCAGGAACGACCCAUUCGAGAGCAUGAGCCGCUGCAUGGAGGCUCACAUGGCGCAGAUAGAGUCGACCUUCGGCAAUUUCGGCAUGGGCCAUCGGGGGCGAUCGAUGUUGGACGACGUCUUUCCAAUGACCAACGAUUGGCCCUUCGAUCAGGAGUUCUUUGGCGGCAGAGGGCAUUCGAAGUACCAGUCUCAAUCGGGGUUAUAAACCACACUGUGCUAGUGGUAACGUCAUGGCUAAAUACCCUCGUCAAAAUUCACCUUCUAUAUUUUGCUUUCUAUCUACUAUUAUAAUAAAUAGUUUUGCUUUAUUAUUCUCAUGCAAGAAGAUUAAUAUUAUCUUGUGUUCAUUAAACUUGCUAUUGGAUACUAUUUCUCUUCUUGCUGAGCAUGUUCUAUAUUGUUAUGAUUAACAGUGAAAAUUCUAGGUCUUUAAGUUUAAUACCAAAUGAAUGCUACUCAGCUAUAUAGUUAAAUUUUGUUUUUUUAUUUUAGGUUAUUCCGUUAUAAAUCCGCUUACAGGAUCCGUGCU
Molecule: messenger RNA, 1090 nt
Organism: Phytomonas sp. Hart1
Lineage: Eukaryota; Euglenozoa; Kinetoplastea; Trypanosomatida; Trypanosomatidae
Source: the annotation of a GenBank genome assembly